UGGGAGGAGCCCGGAAUGAAUGGGGGAGGCUGGGGGACGGAUUGGACAAGCCCCACCCCUGCUGGGCCGGCUGCCAAGUGGGAGGGUGCUGCGGGUGCUGGAGCCGCUCUGGCCGGAGCCGAGCGCACAGACCGCCUGCGGACCUCCGAGGGGCUGCCCAGCCCGCAGCAGCUCCCCUCUUUGAUGGCUCCCCUCGACAAGAGCCUGCUGCUCCUCCUCUUCUUGGCGUCUUCCUGUGCCAGCUCCAGGGCCCAGUUCUUCAUCUGGUGGACAGACACGGCCUCGGAACCCACGGCCGGGCCCCCGCCGCCCCCCGGAGCUCCGGUCAGCAGCGACGCCACCCCCACCCCCACCGCCCAGGCCGGCACCCUCGGACCCCCCCCCGAGGUGCGGACGAGCGCCACCGAGCCGGGGGCCGAGCCGGACCCGGAGCUCUUGGGGGCGAAUGUGAGCCGCCCCGCAGCCCCCUCGCGGGCAUCCCCCGGGAGGGCCGAGCCCCGAGAGGAGAACCUCGCCGGCGUGGGCGCCAAGAUCCUCAACGUGGCCCAGGGCAUCCGCAGCCUCGUCCAGUUCUGGGAUGAGAAAGCCGGCCCGGAGGGCUCCGACCAGGCCAAGGAGGCCGUGACCCCUGCCGCGACCCCUGCCGCGACCCCUGCCGCGACCCCUGCCGCGACCCCUGCCGUGACCCCUGCUGUGACCCCUGCCGCGACCCCUGCCGCGACCCCUGCUGUGGUCCCCGGCGUGGCCUCCGGCUGGACGGAACCCCUGAGCCUGACGGCACCCACAGCAUCUCCUUUGGGAAAUGGGUCUGGGCACCUGCCUCUGGGGCAGCCCUCUGCGGCCCCCCACCCAGGUAGCCUUGCGUCUCCUCCCCUCCCAGAGGCCCUCCCUCCCGGGCACGGCCAGCCUGACCCCGAAGGAGGAGGAUUCCCGGCUUUCGUGGCCUCGGGCAGCCCGGCGGGGGCUUGGGAAAACUCGAGCGCCGAAGUGAGCCUGGCGCAGCUCCUCGGGCAGCCCCCGCCGCGGCACGUCGCCCAGAUCUACGACGCCGACGGCGGCCUCGCCUACGCGUUCGGGCCCGACGCCAACAGCGGCCAGGUGGCGCGCUACCACGUGCCCAACCCCUUCUUCCGGGACUUCUCGCUGCUCUUCCACGUCAAGCCCACCAGCGCGCGGGCGGGGGUGCUGCUGGCGCUCACCGACGCCGCGCAGGCCCGCAUCGCCGUGGGCGUGAAGAUCUCGGCGCCGCGCGCCGGCACGCAGGACGUGCUCUUCUUCUACACGGAGCCCGGCGCCGGCCACACGCGCACGGCCGCCAGCUUCAGCCUGCCGCCCUUCGUCCACCAGUGGACGCGCUUCGCCCUCAGCGUGGACGGCGACGACGUCAUCCUCUACGUGAACUGCCACGAGGUUCAGAGGCUCCCUCUGGACAGGUCUCCCCGGGAGCUCGAGCUGGAGCCGGGGGCCGGCCUCUUCGUGGCCCAGGCUGGGGGAGCCGACCCCGACAGGUUCCAGGGGUUGAUCUCAGAGUUGAAGCUGCGAGGGGACCCCCACGUGACUCCGCUGCAGUGCCUGGACGACGACGACGGCGGCGACGAUGACGGCGACGGGGCGUCCGGGGACUUUGGGAGUGGCGCGGACGAGCAGGAAGGCCCCUCGGGGGCCCCCCUGGAGCCUCCCCUGUUGCCCGGCCUCCCCGUGCCGCCUCCGGUCACGUUUCCCCCCCUGGACAGCAGCUCCGUGAAGGUCCGCCCAGGAGCCGUGGAGGCAGAAGCAGCCGGCGGCCGGCUCGACCGCGGCCGAGAGGAGGGGCCCGGAGGCACCGGACGGCCCGCGGACGCCCGACAGCCGGACAGAGCAGCGACGGAGGAAGGCUCCAGAAAUCAGCCUCCGGCCAUAAAGGGGCAGAAAGGUGAACCCGGAGCUCAAGGCCUACCCGGACCUGCCGGUCCCCAGGGGCCCGCAGGACCUGCCGUCCAGAAUCCCGACGGUCCCACGGUUCAUCGGAUCCCUGGGCCGCAAGGACCUCCGGGGAAGAAUGGCGAGCCAGGCACACCUGGGAAGGAUGGAAAACCCGGCGAGAUGGGGCCUCAGGGCUUCCCAGGAACUCCAGGAGACGUGGGCCCCAAGGGAGACAAGGGAGAUCCUGGCAUUGGGCCGAGGGGCCCGCCCGGCCCCCCAGGGCCCCCCGGACCUCCCGGACCUAUGUUCCGACCAGACAAGUUGACGUUCAUCGACAUGGAAGGCUCCGGCUUUGGAGGCGAUGUGGAGAGCCUGCGGGGUCCCAGAGGAUUCCCGGGGCCCCCGGGGCCCCCGGGGGUGCCAGGCUUGCCCGGAGAGCCGGGCCGCUUUGGCGUGAACAGCACGGAUGUCCCGGCGCCCCCAGGCCUUCCUGGCGUGCCAGGCAGAGACGGAUCCCCCGGACCCCGAGGACCCCCAGGCUCCGCAGGCCUUCCCGGGAAGGACGGACCGCCGGGGGCACGAGGCCAGAAAGGCGAUCGGGGCGACGCCGGCGCCGCAGGACCGAAGGGCGACAGGGGCGACGCCGGCCCAGACGGAGCUCCGGGAGAAGCAGGCUUGGCUGGGCUUCCGGGCCCCGUGGGCCCUCGGGGGCUGCCGGGGCCCCCUGGACCUCCGGGGCCGCCUGGCCCAGGCUGGGGUGCCGGAUUCGACGACAUGGAAGGCUCCGGGGCGCCGUUUUGGACGGGCACACGCGGGGCCCAAGGCCCGCAGGGGCUGCCUGGAUCUCCGGGGCUCAAGGGUGAUCAGGGGACGGACGGACGCGCUGGGGAAAAGGGUGACCCCGGCUUUCCUGGCCUGCCUGGGAGGGACGGCCUGGCGGGGCCUCAGGGCCCCAAAGGGGAGCCGGGAAGCCCCGGGCAGAAGGGAGAAGCAGGGCACGACGGUGUGGGGCAACCCGGCCCCCCCGGCCCCCCCGGGCCCCCUGGACAGCUGACCUUCGUCUCCGAGGACGGGGGCCCCGCCGGACCCAAGGGAGAUGUGGGACCUCGAGGCCCGCCGGGCUCCCCGGGAGCCAAGGGGGAGAAGGGCGAGCCUGGCAGCGCCCUCUCACUCGCCGCCAAAGGAGAAAAGGGCAGCCAAGGCUACAGGGGCCCCCCGGGCCCGUAUGGACGUCCUGGGCACAAAGGGGAAAUCGGGCUUCCUGGAAGACCAGGCCGCCCGGGCAUGAACGGCCUGAAGGGGGAGAAGGGGGAGCCCGCAGACGCCCAGGGAGGCCUGGGGCCGAGGGGCCCCCCCGGACUCCCGGGGCCCCCCGGCCCCCCGGGCCCUCCCGGCCCCCUCGGAGCUUCCUUCUACGACAAUAAUGGAUUUCUGGAGCCGGGCCGCCCCGGGCCCCCCGGAUUGCCAGGUUACCAGGGCCCCCCCGGAGCGAAGGGCGAGAAGGGAGAAGCAGGACCCGCGGGGCCACCAGGGAUCCUGCCCUUUGACUUCAGCACCUUGGUGGGACACAUGAAGGGGGAGAAGGGAGAUGGAGGCACCAAAGGGGAAAAGGGUGAACCUGGCACUGGCGGGUUCUUCAGCUCUGGAGUCCCGGGCCUGCCCGGCCCUCCUGGGCCCCCGGGGUACCCUGGCGUCCAGGGUCCCAAGGGAGACAGCAUCAGGGGUCAGCCCGGCCCCCCGGGGCCUCAGGGACCUCCAGGCAUAGGCUAUGAGGGACGGCAGGGCCCCCCUGGGCCUCCUGGGCCCCCUGGACCACCGUCAUUCCCAGGACCCUACAGGCAGACUAUCAGUGUUCCUGGCCCCCCAGGGCCCCCAGGGCCCCCUGGCCCUCCAGGGAGUUCAGGGACGUCAUCAGGGCAGCUGAGGAUCUGGAACAGCUACCAGACCAUGCUCAGCCGGGCCCACGAGGUGCCCGAGGGCUGGCUGCUCUACGUCUCCGAGCGGGAGGAGCUCUACGUGCGUGUGCGCGCCGGCUUCAAGAAGGUCCUGCUGGAGGCCCGGCCCGUGCUCUCCCGAGGCUCGGAUAACGAGGUGGCCGCCCUGCAGCCGCCCGUCGUCGAGUACGCCCCGGGCAGCUCGGCCCCGGCUGGCUCCCAGGCGCACGCCGGCGGCCUGCCCUACCCCCGGCGGGACUCUCCCCCCUCGACCGCCAAGCCCUGGAGGGCCGACGACAUCCGGGUCGACCACCCGCGACUGCCCGAGCACGCGGGCCCCCAGCCGCCCCAUCCGGACCGCCUCCCCGGCUCCCACGGCCACGUGCAGCCGCCCCAGCCCACGGCCCCCGCCGGGCAUGCCCACCACGACUUCCAGCCUGCCCUCCAUCUCAUCGCUCUCAACAGCCCGCAGAGCGGCGGCCUGCGCGGCAUCCGGGGGGCCGACUUCCAGUGCUUCCAGCAGGCCCGCGAGGUGGGCCUGCUGGGCACGUUCCGGGCCUUCCUGUCGUCACGCCUGCAGGACCUGUACAGCAUCGUGCGCCGGGCCGACCGCCAUCACGUGCCCAUCGUGAACCUGCGGGACGAGCCGCUCUUUGACAACUGGGAGAGCCUGUUCUCGGGCUCCGAAGGCCAACUUCCGCCCGGCGCCCGCAUCCUCUCCUUCGACGGCAGGGACGUGCUCCAGCACCCGGCCUGGCCGCAGAAGAGCGUGUGGCACGGCUCGGACCCCAAGGGCCGCCGGCUGACCGAGAGCUACUGCGAGACCUGGAGGACCGACCGCGGCGGCGCCAGCGGCCAGGCGUCCUCCCUGCUCUCCGGCCGGCUGCUCGGGCAGAAGGCGGCCGCCUGCCACAGCGCCCUCGUCGUGCUCUGCAUCGAGAACAGCUUCAUGACGGCCGCCUCGAGCAAGUAGGCCGCCGGCCGGCCCACAGCGCGCACCCCAUGUAGCCGCGGAGCAAUAAAGAGAAACCAAAGAGUGGA
Monodelphis domestica (gray short-tailed opossum) is the source of this 4877-nucleotide messenger RNA. The record is from RefSeq and is a predicted model, not a curated record. NCBI's taxonomy places the organism in Eukaryota, Metazoa, Chordata, Mammalia, Didelphimorphia, Didelphidae.